AGUAGCCAUAAUAUGACCAAUAAAACGGCAUUUUCCUAUGUCGAAAUAGCAUUAUUGUAAAAAACAUAGCCAAGAAACCAUGAAAUGAUGAUUGCAUAUGAUAUGAUGGCUCCCUCUCUCUCUAUAAAAACCCUCUGCAUUCCCAACUUUCUUAGCGAAGAAAAUGGUGGCGGACGACAAGGGCGAAGAUCGGCUGCGGGCGGUGAGCUUCGCCGCCGGAACAGCGGCGUUCAUGGCGUGCAUUGAGCGUGCAUUUAUGGUGUCUGUUUUCAUGCAUUGGCGCGUGUGGGCUUUUCUUGCUUUGAAUCUCUUACUCUUAGCUAUUCUCUUCACUUCUAAACCCCCAAAUCCAUCCAACCAAAUUCAUCAAUGCCCAAUUGGUGAGCUCAAGAGGACUAAGAAGAUUAGGCACCGCACCCAACUCGUCCCGACUAACGGCGGCGCCGAGCCCGAGAAAUGCGCGGCGGUGGCGCCGCCGCCUGCGGCUGAGGGUGAGAGAAAGUUGGCGGAUUAUGAUGAGCUUUCUGAGGAGGAAUUGAAGCAGAGAGUGGAGGAUUUUAUUGCUAUGUUUAGGCAGCAUUUGGUUUGUGAUGCUAAGACUGUCACGUCACGUGUAUAUUGAUGAUGUUUUGAAGCCGAUUAUUACCUAGCUAGUAACAAUUUAUUAAAGUAAGGAGUUUAGUAUUUUAUUUAUUAAUUAUCCCACCCAUAAUUUAGAUGUUUUUUUUUGGCUCAUGCUUAUUUUUCUUUCUGAAAAGGCCUUCAAAUGUGUGUAUUGGCCCCAAAAUGGACUAUUGUAAGAUUUUUGAAUGAGCUUUUAUAGUUGAGUGAGUAUGUACUUGUGAGCUAGCUUAUCUGCCUUGUUAUCGAAUGAUAUAAGAAAAGCAAAUCUAAUUGUUUAACAA
Salvia miltiorrhiza (redroot sage) is the source of this 905-nucleotide messenger RNA. RefSeq lists its product as uncharacterized. The coding region runs from base 164 to 622 and encodes 152 amino acids. Lineage: Eukaryota; Viridiplantae; Streptophyta; Magnoliopsida; Lamiales; Lamiaceae. The transcript has a single exon. The record is from RefSeq and is a predicted model, not a curated record.